Manihot esculenta (cassava) is the source of this 2025-nucleotide messenger RNA. RefSeq names its product anaphase-promoting complex subunit 6. The coding region runs from base 155 to 1789 and encodes 544 amino acids. The transcript is spliced from 16 exons. Gene Ontology annotation, molecular function: protein binding. Gene Ontology annotation, biological process: cell division. NCBI's taxonomy places the organism in Eukaryota, Viridiplantae, Streptophyta, Magnoliopsida, Malpighiales, Euphorbiaceae. The record is from RefSeq and is a predicted model, not a curated record.
UCCCGCUCAUUCGUCCCUUGUCUCCCAAUAAAAGAGGCAAAACCCCAAAACCACUGAACUUUGAACUCGAAAAACCCCACCUCCUCCGUCUCCAGUUUUCCCUCCACAUUCUCUUCUUCCAUCAAGAUCAAGAAAGAAGAAGAAGAAGAAGAAGAUGAAAGAAGAGCAAAUAGAGAAGCUGCGCGGAGUGGUGCGUGACUGCGUCAGCAAGCACUUGUACUCCUCCGCAAUAUUCUUCGCCGAUAAGGUUGCUGCUUUCACCAACGAUCCCGCCGACAUUUACAUGCAGGCUCAGGCCCUCUUUCUUGGACGCCACUAUCGCCGUGCCUUUCACCUCCUCAAUGCCUCAAAGAUCGUCCUCCGUGAUCUCCGAUUCCGCUACCUCGCCGCCAAAUGCCUCGAGGAACUGAAGGAGUGGGAUCAAUGUCUGUCAAUGCUUGGUGAUGCUAAGGUUGAUGAACAUGGGAAUGUGUAUGACACUAAAGAUUGCAAUGUCAUGUACUUAGAUAAAGAUGGAGAAGAUCGUGAGAUCAAUAUUUCUUCAGCAAUCUGCUUUCUAAGGGGCAGGGCUUAUGAAGCUCUGGAAAAUCGUGCUCAAGCUCGACAGUGGUACAAAGCUGCUAUCAAAGCUGAUCCUUUAUGUUAUGAGGCAUUGGAGUGCCUCAUUGAAAAUCACAUGCUUACUUGUGAAGAAGAAACAAGUCUACUUUCAUCAUUGCAAUUUGGUCCUGAUGAUGGGUGGCUCUCUUCCUUCUAUUCAUGCUUGAUAAAAAAGUAUGACAAAGAAAGCAUUAUAGAAGCCAAAUUCAGAGAGCUUGAAACAGAAAGCUGCAAUGGUAACUCUAUGAGCACAUCUUUCAUGCAUACACUAAAAAAUGAUACUGAUCUUCUCGCCUGCAAAGCUGAAUACUACCAUCAAUGUGGUGAAUAUCAAAAAUGCUUUGAACAAACUUCCAUACUACUUGAGAAGGACCCUUUCCAUUUGAAAUGUACAUUGGUGCAUUUAGCUGCUGCUAUGGAGCUUGGAAAUUCAAACGAACUCUAUCUUAUGGCAUGUAAUUUGGUGAAGGAUUAUCCCCAGAAGGCUCUUUCAUGGUUUGCUGUUGGUUGCUAUUACUAUUGUAUCAAGAAGUAUGACCAAUCACGACGCUAUUUCAGCAAGGCUACGAGUCUCGAUGGAACCUUUGCAUCUGCUUGGAUAGGCUAUGGCAAUGCUUAUGCUGCUCAAGAAGAGGGUGAUCAAGCAAUGUCAGCAUAUCGCACUGCUGCUCGUUUAUUUCCAGGGUGCCAUUUACCUACGUUGUACAUUGGGAUGGAGUACAUGCGAACGCACAGUUAUAAGCUUGCUGAGCAGUUUUUUAUGCAGGCGAAGACAAUAUGCCCUUCAGAUCCACUUGUGUAUAAUGAAUUGGGGGUUGUUGCUUAUAACAUGAAAGAGUACAAUAAGGCUGUACUGUGGUUUGAGAAGACUUUGGCACACAUUCCAUCUUUAAGCCCAUUAUGGGAGCCAACUGUGGUUAAUCUCGCCCAUGCAUACAGGAAGUUAAAGAUGUAUCAUGAAGCAAUUUCAUGCUAUGAGAGAGCAUUGACAUUAUCAACUAGAAGUUUAAGUACCUACGCAGGUCUUGCAUACACUUAUCAUUUGCAGGAUAAUUUUACUGCUGCAAUUACGUACUAUCACAAGGCUUUAUGGCUGAAACCGGACGAUCAGUUUUGCACAGAAAUGUUGAGUUUGGCAAUUGUUGAUGAAGGUCGCAGUGGCAUAGACCCAAAGAUGGAAUUUCGCUGAAAGUGAGUUUUUAUAUUUAAUGAAGCUGUGAUAUUCUUUGAAUAGGUGUUGUAAUGUAUGUGCAUUAUGUGCUAUGAUUUAUGGGACAACAUUGUUUAUUUUGAUACUCGUUCCUUGUAUUGGAAUAGGAUGAAUUAGGCAUAUUUAUCGUCUGUAUCAUUUUUGGUUUCUGUAGCGAAUUGUGCAAGCUGAAUAUUUUUCAAUGAAGUGAGCAAACAUCGAAUGGCAUUUCUUCA